Molecule: messenger RNA, 2778 nt
Organism: Ictalurus furcatus (blue catfish)
Lineage: Eukaryota; Metazoa; Chordata; Actinopteri; Siluriformes; Ictaluridae
Exons: 3
Coding region: 222-1817 (531 amino acids)
Molecular function (GO): GTP binding
Source: RefSeq, a predicted model, not a curated record
UGUUUUUGUGCCCCGAGAGAAUAAAACUAUAAAUAGUGCAUGAGAGGAUGGGUGGUGGGUUCAGAUCUCUGCCUGAAGUCUGAUUCUCUUUAGAUGAUUUUUGGUUGGAGGUUUUUAAAGAAACAUUAUACUGCCAAUGAAAAGGAGCUUUGGACUGUUCUGGGAUUAACAGAAAAGAUUUAAGCAACAACAACAACUUCCUGCUUCUGUGUAGAAACACCAUGGCAGAGUCCCAGUAUUCUUCUCAGAAUGAAGACAACUCAAGAGAAGAGCGAUUAAAUGAAAUCAGAGAAAAGAGCAGAUCAAAAGAAGGAUUCAUCACCAGAUAUAUUCUGAACACCAGGACUGUAACAGCUGGUGAAAGACUGAAGAGAGUGGUAUUUGGAAAAAAGGACGAGAACAAACCUCACAAAACCAUAUUAAUUGUUGGAGAAACAGGAACAGGAAAGUCAACUAUCAUCAAUGCCAUGGUCACCUACAUGCUGGGUGUUGGUAGUGAAGACAGAAGUUGGUGUGAGAUCAUAGAAACAAAAGAAAACCAAACUGGUUCUCAGACAAAUGCAGUCACAGUGUAUGACGUGUUUACUAAACACAGCCCGUUCUCUCUGACCAUCAUCGACACGCCUGGGUUUGGAAGCACAGAAGGUAUAAAGGAGGAUAUAAAAAUUGCUGAGAGUUUACACGAGUUAUUUAGAUCUGAAGAUGGAGUUAGUGAAACUGAUGCAGUGUGUUUUAUAGUGACAUCACUCACCUCUCGACUCACUGAACGACAGCUGUAUGUUUUUAAUGCAGUUCUCUCUUUAUUCGGCCGCGACGUGGAGGAACACAUUGUUGUGUUCAUCACACAUGCCUCCAGAAAGCCUAAUAAUGCUAUUAAGGCCAUCAAGGAGUCGAAAAUCCCGUGUGCUCAGGAUGAUAGAGGAGAGCCUGUGUAUUUCAGGUUCGACAACUGUCACUGUGAAGACUUUAAUGAUGAGGGAUUAUUAGGUGACUAUCAAGCAUCAUGGGAUCUGUUAAAGACAACCAUGGAGAACUUUCUGACCUUUCUGAACGAAAUUAAACCCAUAAGCAUGAAGUUGACUGUAGCAGUGCUGAGAAGCCGCAAACAACUGACAUCAUCCGUCUCCAAUUUAAAGGACAAAAUAGAAUACAACGAACUAAAGCAAAGGGAACUUGAGCAGACAAAAGAGGCUUUACAGAAACAUGAGAGAGAAAAAAGAGACAAUAAUAACUUUGAAUGUAUAGUGGAUGAGGCUUACAAAGAAAAGGUAGCUAUAGAAUCUAAGUGGUGGCACUUCGGAAGCAAAGAGGCUACUUGCUGUACAGUCUGUGAGGAGAACUGCCAUUACCCAGGAUGCUGGUGGGUAAGAGAUCUUUUCUGGUGUAGUGUCAUGUCUGGGGGGAACUGCACAGUGUGUACUGGAAGGUGUCACUACACUAAACAUGUUAAAGAGGGGAAAAUCUAUCAGGGAAAAACAAGGAAGGUCAAGAAGACUGAGGAAGAUCUGAAACAGAAAUACGAGACAAAGUCUGAAGAGACAAAGAGUUUGAUAAGUCGACUGGAGGAUGAAAUUGCAGAACAAGAAAAAGCAAAGAUCAGACUGGUGGAAGAAUGUUAUCAGUGUGUAGUUAAACUGGAGGAGAUCGCCUUAAAGGCUGACUCUGUGUAUACACUGCACCAUCUGGACUUUUUGAUCGAGAAAGUGAAGGAAACAGGAAACAUAGAUCGAGUGCAGAGACUUGAAGAGAUUAAAAAAAGAGCUGAUGAUCAACAGUUGGCACAGGCAAGAAAAUGGUUCAGUGCAGUGGGUCGCUAAUAAAUGCAUAGUUGUGAAAAACAGACGUUUAUAUGAGUAAAUAAAGUAGAAUUGUCGGUUAUUGUUCAUUUUAAUCAUCAUUAUUCUUAUCAGGGUCUAAAGGUAAUCUAAAUAAUGUGAACUAAAGAACUAUUGUUGCUAAAGGAGGUUCUACAUGUUAUUGAAUUAUAGAGUGCACUUAUAGAUUGUAUUUGCACAACAAAACAAAUAAAAAACAAACGGGGGGAAACAGGAGUCAGUGUUUGUGACAGAACUAUAAGAAAUCGUCUGAAGGAAAUGGAUUUGCGUAUGGAAAACCCAAUGAAAACCAGCACUGACGCCUAAACAGAAGAAAACAAGGUUACAGUGGGCUAAAGAGAAGCGGUCAUGGAGUGGAUGAUUGGAUGAAAGUGAUGUUCAGUGAUGAAGCACAAAUCUGCACUGGCCAAGGAGACGAUGCUGGAACUGUUGUCGUUCCGGACACUUUUCUCAUUCGAUUGUUGGAAAAUGAAGUGAUUGUUCAGGAUGAUAAUGCAUCUCACCACAGAGCAAAGAGUGUUAAAGCUUUUCUUCAGGAAAGGCAGAUCAACUCCAUGACGUGGCCAGCACACACGGGAAAAUGGGCCUGUGUAUGCCCGUGUAGAUAUUCCAUUAAAAAUCAGCUGGAAUAGUCUUUUAAAACAUUAACAAUGUCUAGACUGUAUUUCUGAUUCUUUUUUUUAAAAAAAAUAAUUCAUUAUUUUUGUUUGGUUUGCUUUAAAUUUCAUCAUUUUAACUGUAAUUGCUUGCAAAAACCUCCUGUGGUCAGUGGGGCCUCAGGACGAAUAAGCUUGGCUGUUUAUUUUAUAUUGUUGUUGUUGUUGUUGUUGUUGUUGUUGUUGUGUUUGAGCAAUCUAAUGUUGAGGGUGGUAUCUAUGUUAGUAAUGUCUAGUGUAAUGUGAGUGUAAAAUUUUUUAAAUAAAUAAAUAAUCCACAAAGUCAA